Scatophagus argus is the source of this 3419-nucleotide messenger RNA. RefSeq names its product VPS51 subunit of GARP complex (gene vps51). The record is from RefSeq and is a predicted model, not a curated record. Bases 209 to 2719 code for a protein of 836 amino acids. Lineage: Eukaryota; Metazoa; Chordata; Actinopteri; Scatophagidae. Gene Ontology annotation, biological process: Golgi organization; endocytic recycling; retrograde transport, endosome to Golgi. Gene Ontology annotation, cellular component: EARP complex; GARP complex; membrane. The transcript has 12 exons.
ACUAUCUUGACUGCGCACACUCUUUGACGACGUAACACCGGAUAGGCUUACAACCCCGGAAACAAAUGCGUUCAAGCUAGCUGCUUGUGUUGUAUGGAAAAUAUGAAAUCUUCUUAUUAACUACUUUGAAAAGCGUCGUGAUAGAGAGGAGGCGACGAAGCUACGCGAAUAUAGGUCACUUUAGAGCAAGAACUGGCCGCUGUACAAUAUGGACGGUGAGAUGGACGGCUCUGUGGCGGUGUCGGAGGACUCCGGCCACGGUAGGAGACGUAGGGUGCACGGCAUGCUGAAGCUCUACUACGGGCUAAACGAGGAAGGAAAGGCCGAGGAGCAACCGACGUCCCUGGAUCCCUGCGACAUUAACGGGCCGCAUUUCGACCCCGAGCUCUUCCUCAACAAGCUCAGAAGGGAGUGCUCUCUUGCGGAGCUGAUGGACCAGGAGACUUGCAUGGUCAAGCAGAUCCGCUCUUUGGACAGUGACAUGCAGACGCUGGUGUAUGAAAACUACAACAAGUUCAUAUCUGCUACAGACACCAUUAGAAAGAUGAAAAACGAUUUCAAGAAGAUGGAGGAUGAAAUGGAUUGCUUGUCUGCUAACAUGGCAGCCAUCACUGAGUUCAGCGCUCGUAUCAGUGGUACUCUUCAAGACCAGCACGCGCAGAUCACAAAACUCUCAGGGGUUCACACUCUGUUAAGAAAACUGCAGUUUCUGUUUGAAUUGCCUGCUAGAUUAAAUAAGUGUUUGGAGCUGCAGGCCUAUGCUCAAGCAGUGAGAUCCCACCGCCGUGCCCGCUGUGUGCUGCAGCAGUACAGCCACCUGCCCUCCUUCAAAGGAAUUCAGGACGACUGUCACGCUAUCAUGGACAAGCUGGCACAGGAGCUUCGGCAGAAGUUCAGGGAUGGUGGAUCAAGUGCCAAAGAUUUGUCAGAGUGUGUGGAGCUGCUGCUACAGUUGGAUGAGCCAGCAGAAGAGCUGUGUGAUAAAUUCCUGAGCCAUGCGCAGUCUCGACUAGAGUCGGACCUCCAGGGUCUGGAAGCUGAGAUAAGACCGUACCCGUCUGCUGCAGCCAUGAAAGAUGUUUCUGCACGCAGGUUGUCAUCUACUGCAGCUGCUGGAUCACCAACAGAUAAUUCCCCUAAAAUGAGUGCAAUACCUUCUCCCACUUCAAACACUGACAUACUGGAAUUCAUUGACAGAGGCUGCAACGAAUUUGUCAGCAGCUUAUGUUUAGUUAUUACAUCCUAUCAAGAACUAUUUAUCAACCAUGCUCACAAAGGCGAGCUAGCAUCCAAAAAUAUUCCUCAGAUGGCAAAUGGGAAGUUGCAUGCGUUCGUGGAUGAUCUGGCCGCUCGAUAUUUCUCGCUAGUGGAGCGGAGAAUACAAGAGGAGAAAGGUGUUGCAGAUAACUCCCUCUUAGUCCGCGCACUUGACCGCUUCCACCGCAGACUUCAGGCUAUCGCCAAGCUGCUGCCAGGCUCUGCUGUGCCAAACCAAGGGACUGAGAUUGUGAUCCGGGCAGCAACAGAGCGAGUCAAGCAGUACCUCGCUGCGCUGCAGAGCUUCUACAUGGACAGCCUGACAGACGUGAGGCAGGCCCUGGCGACCCCUCGGCUCUCUGUGGCCAGUGCUGCAGCGGCUGGAGGCGGAGCUCUUCUAGGGGGUCCGGCCUCCGGCAGAGAUGCUCCAUCCAGCCUGCCAGAACUCCUCUCAUCCCUGUCAGCCUCUAUUCUCAAUCAGAUUAAAUCAGUGCUGGCAUCAGUGCAUCUCUUCACAGCUAAGGACAUUACAUUCUCCAACAAGCCUUACUUCAAGGGUGAAUUCUGCAGCCAGGGUGUACGUGAGAGCCUGGUGGUGAACUUUAUAAAGUUUGUGUGCCAGUCCUCUCGCCAGUUUUGUGAGAGCGCGGGAGACAAGGGAGGUUCGACUCCUCCGGCCCUUCUGCUGCUGCUCUCCCGCCUCUGCUUGGACUAUGAAACCUCUACUAUCUCCUACAUUCUCACUCUCACAGAUGAACAGUUCCUUGUGCAGCACCACAGUCCUGUGACACCAGUCACAACUUUAUGUGCAGAAGCCAGGGAGGCAGCACAGAAACUACUGAACCAUUAUGUGAAGGUUCAAGGUCUGAUUAUCUCCCAGAUGUUAAGAAAGAGCGUGGAAACACGAGACUGGGUUAACACCAUUGAGCCACGAAAUGUCCGCGCUGUGAUGAAGAGAGUGGUGGAGGACACCACCUCGAUAGAUGUCCAGGUUGGCCUUUUGUAUGAAGAGGGUGUGAGGAAAGCGCACAGCAGUGACUCCAGCAAACGGACUUUCUCUGUUUACAGCAGCUCCAGGCAGCAAGCCCGCUAUGCUGCCAGCUAUACUCCAAGUGCUCCCAUGGACACUAAUCUCCUGAGCAACAUACACAAGCUGUUUUCUGAGAGGAUUGACAUCUUCAGCUCAGUGGAGUUUAACAAAGUCUCCGUGAUGACAGGAAUUAUCAAAAUCAGUUUGAAGACGUUCCUGGAGUGUGUCCGUCUGCGCACCUUUGGCCGUUACGGGCUUCAGCAGAUCCAGGUUGACUGCCACUACCUGCAGAUGUACCUGUGGCGGUUCGUCUCCGACGAGAACCUUGUGCACUUCCUGCUGGACGAGAUAGUGGGGAGCUCGGCCCACCGCUGCCUGGAUCCUGCCCCAAUGGAGCAGAGUGUGAUCGAAGUCAUCUGUGAGCGAGGCUAAAGCUUGGCGUGCUGCACAGACAGCUAGUGUGCUCCAGACGCCAUAUCACAACUUCAGAUGUGAUAAAUGUUACAUUAACCAAUCCACAUUUAAUUAUACUGUAAAAAGGUUGUUUUGCACAAAAUCUCAUUAACAUUUGUGAAGAUUUCAAUACUCCUGUCACAGCCUCAAGGAAAAAGCGAUGAAACUUUCUGCAUAACAUUUUAAGCCUUUCAACACUAUAAAAAACCAAACAACAAUUGACUAUUUUAUCAUCAAGAAGAUUAAAUCAUUGUCUGACAGUGAAUUUGAGGCAGGUCUAUGUUACAUUCCAGGCACUAAGCAUACAAAGUGUACGAAGUGUACAUAAGUAGUUAGAAUGAGUAGAUAGAAACUAAAUUAAUUAUCCAUGACUUGAUCUAAAAAUUUUAGCACAUAUUCCCCUUGAAGGAGAUGUGUUUCAUGUGAAUACAGAUUCUUAAUGACAAAAAAGAAAAGUUCACUCUUGUGGGAAUCUCAUGUAUUAGUAAAUGCUUUUUGGGGGGUAUUUGCUGAGUAAUUUGCAGUCUGAAUGUCAUCUGGUUAUAUAAUCCAUGUUUAACACAGCUGCCUUCAGAUGAGCUGAUUGUUUUCUGUGCAUCUCUUUUGCAGAUCAACACUAUCUUUUAGGAAUGUUCUCGAUUAUAUGUCCACAAUAAACCUGUAUGAAUGUGAGAUUCAA